CAUUUCAUUCAUUACUCUCAAACGUGAACGCGAUUUGUGGAACAUGUCUGCCUUUUGUGUUGUUUGACGUAAAUAUUGGCAAAUUUCCUAUUGUGUUUGCAUCUGCAUGGUGAUUUUCAGUGAUCUAUCGUUUUAUAAUGAGUGUGUUCAUACAGUGAUCUGUUCAUAUGAGGCUGUUAUACAAAAGUGGACCAAUGGAGUCUCUCAGAAAAUGGUUCUACAAACCAAAGAGGGAUGACGGUUCUCUACUAGCGCAGUUCUUCUUCGCUGAUGACGCGCUUAAUAUGAUAGCUGCUGAGUUGGACUCUUUCGAUGGUCGAAAGGACCCAGAGAGGUGUUCGACACUCGUGAACCAACUACGUCAUGCACAGGAUAGAGUUCUCAACAUUACUAGUCAGAUAAUGGACCAGGUUCUCGGAGAUGAGAGAGUCGCUCGCGGCUUCCGAGUUAAAUUCCCGGAGGACGUGCUGCAGGAUAAUCUGGCUGGGCAGCUUUGGUUUGGGGCUGAGUGCCUGGCAGCUGGGUCGUCUAUAAUGAAUCGGGAGGAAGAAUCAGCCGCUAUGAGACCGUUAGCUAAGGCUUUGACCAGAAGCCUGGAGACCGUGAGGUCUUUGCUCAGAGAACAGUGUCUCCGCCCACGUGGUCUGGCCCUACAAGAUCAUGACGACAUGCUCCACGAGAGUUUGAGGAUAUUUGACAGAUUGUUCGCUGAAUUCGAGCUAUGUUACGUGAGCGCGAUGGUAAAUGUCAAGACUCCACACGAAUUUGAAGCCCAGCAGUUGAUAUGUGUCCUGUUCUCUGAGAGUCUAGGACGAGCUCUCAAACAAAGUCUGCUUACACAGGAACAGGUGGAUUCAUAUGAUCCAGCGCUAAUGUUCGCCGUUCCACGUCUCGCUAUAGUCAGCGGUCUCUUGAUAUAUUCUAGCGGACCUCUCAGUAUAGAUAGACCACCUGAAGAAAUGUCCGACAUGUUCCGUCCCUUUCGCACCCUGCUUCAUAAAAUUCGCUCUCUUCUUUGGACUUUGGAUCGGCGGGAGCUACUUGUGCUUGAGCGAUUGUUAUGUACCAACGAAGACGUGGCCAGUCUCGCCGGGCUUGAUAUACCCGCUGAUGAUUCAACAGCUGAUUCAUGCUAUCCUGAUAUUGGUGAGUUCGUGUCUAAAUUCUACGCGGAUAACGUGCACUGCCGGGAUCUAUACACCCAGAGUUCAAGCGAACAUUUGAUAACAGACGCCGAUUACCUUCCCGACAACAUUGAGGUUAUGACUCCAAUCAUUGAAGGACUAAAACGUCUCACAGAGGAUAUCGAUGAAUCUGAACGAGAAUCCAUCGAUAUCGACAAUAAACUCACGGAUAAGGACAGCACUAGCACUGAUACAUUCCAGUCGACAGAGAGCAAGGAAUUUGAUAAAAUGCGGAAGAUUAGUAGGGCGGAAAGUGAUUUAUCGUCGCUGAGAAAUCUAUCGACGAAUGGUCUCAUGAUGUUCGAUCCAUUGGUUAUAAAUGCGGUGUCAGCAUCGACAUCAGAACGACAAAUCCCGGACCAAGAUUUAGUCACAUCACUAAACGAGCAAGUAACUGAAAUAGCGGAUAGAUUAUCAUCUAUAGUUAGUGAUGUGGAUAUACACGAUCACCAAAUACACUCGUUCUCUACUAACGAUGUGCCAUCCUUGAUAUCGAAUGAGAAUUCUGAGGAUUACGGCUUUAGUGGUCCAAGGAACGAACAGUUGAGUUGUAUGCCAUCCACUAGUCAUGGUUAUUUGAUACCAAACGCUAUAAGUCAGGAGCCCGUAGUACUAGCCUCACUCUCACACAAUAACUCCGCUGUGUUCAACCAGGACGAAAGCACUGAUAUUAACGGCGCAAUACUGAACUCUGAUCUCCCAUUAAUACUGACCGAUAAUAUUGACGCUGAUAUUGUAAAUACUAAUAUAUCAAUAGCAAACGUGAAUCUUAGUUCACUGUUGUUGACGAACGAGGAAUUCAGACAGAAUUUCAUUGGAAACGAAAAUGACGGUGACAAUACAAGCUUCCAUUCAGCAAAAAUGACGAUGGAUAAAGAUGAAAGGGUCAAAUUUAUGCUCGGCUACGACAGCGAUCACGAGUCACCAGCCGAUUCUGGUGUCAGUACUGAAAAUACAAGCCUAGACAGAUCGCCUGACACGGACCAGAAUAAAGAUAUCAAAUCAAACUAUUUCAUGCAACAGAACAGGGUAUUAAAGAGUCCAAUAGACGAGCGGUUACAGAAAGAAAACGUUCUAGAAAGUUCCUUCUCUGAUGUAAGAGACGAUGUUAAUAUAAAUUACGUUGAAGAUGACACACAGAAGAAUGAGGCGUCGUCUAGCGUUAUUGAUAGGUUGAGUGACGACGGCUUGAACGAAGCUACUAAUGUUAAUGUACAGAACUGGACCCCAAAUGAACCGCAAGACGAAAUAAGGACCAUAGAGGAUGUUAUAACAGGCCUUAGAAGACACAGAGAAGCCGAUAAGAAGAAUACGUUAGAGGGAACGAACGAACCGAACUGUUCCACGAGCACCAGGCGGAAAAGGAAAUCGAGCACCAAGAAGAAAAAGAAAAAGAUGUGGUCGCCCGGCAUCGUUAUACUCGAUAACAGAUCAAACCAAAACCAAAGUCCCUUAAAGUUGAACCUGGAUCACUUUGUCGAGAAUACAUCUUGCAGUACGUCCGAGUGCGCUGACGACGAGCAGAUCGCCCUCGCGCUUCAAGCCCAGGAACUAGCAGCAAGAAGACGGGCCAGGGAUAAAUUCAAGUCAUCCGAGGAUCUGAUACAUCGUCUGUUCGUGUGUAUAGCCGGGGUGGCUGAUCAGUUACAGACUAACUUCGCAGCGGAUCUACGUAACAUACUGAAGGCUGUUUUCCUCAUGAACCAGACGGCGGAUGUGCCAGAGAGCAUAGAGUACCAGGCCGGGGAGGAUCAGGUCAUACAAAACGGAAGUUCUUUCGACAGCGUUUAUUCAGCGGAGGAAGUGUACGCGGACAGUAACUCCGACUCUACAUCAGAGCCAUCUAGAGUAGCAAGACGUAACACAGUCAACUCUACCAUGAACGAGCCUAACGUUAGCGAUAGACGUAAAUCAGCGGACACCAUGCAAGCCUCUGUGUCAACUGGAGAUCUGACAUAUAGGGAUGACACGUCUUCGUCGUCAGUCGUGGAGCGGGCGCCCGAGUGGGUCCCUGAUAUAGCGGCGCCGGCCUGUAUGAGAUGCUCCUCACACUUCACAGCCUUCAGGCGUAGACAUCACUGUAGGAACUGUGGUAAAGUAUUCUGUGCUUCGUGCAGUUCGAAUUCAAUACCAUUACCGAGGUUUGGUCAGUUGAAGCCGGUGCGUGUGUGUGAGGAGUGCUACCAGACCAACUGCGGGAGACAGACGAAUCGGUGAAAAUGUCAUUGGAAAAUAUACCUUGUGUCAUACGAAAUAAAGUUAGCUGUUCAAAAUUUAUUUUAACAGAUGUCAUUUUAUUGUGAGAUAUAUAAAAUAGAAAAUUUUUAAACUAUUUUAAUAAAUAAUAGACUUUAUUCCGUUGUAUUAAGGUUUAUUUUCUGAAAUAUUUUAAUCGAUCGCUCACAAUUUCUAACAUAACGUUAUUGUUGAGAAUUUUGUGUGUUAAAUGUUACUGUAUAGUUGAGAAAACAAUAAAAAAUAUAUUUCUUAGUUACUUUUAAUUGAAAAAUGUCUUUUAACUUUAAAAUACGGCAGUGUUGCCAUACACAGUUUUCAAUAUACUGAAUAUUAUUACAUUAAAAAAAAACAUAUAUCCAGUAUUGCCAUGCUAAAACGAGAAAUGUCCCUAAAAUAUAACAUUACCUAUAAUUAAUUUGUGAUAUUUGUAUGUUAUUCCACAACUAACCCGCCCUAGGUGACUAUUAAGUACUGAAAUGUAAAAUUCCAUUUUUGACUGAUGUUAUAAGCGAGUUUUUUUUUGUUUUGUUUUUGAUAGGUAGCUCUCUAUACGCUAGAUGUCGCUACAUUAUUUGAUAUUUUUGUAAAUGGCGUAACUAAUAAAAAUUGACUCAGCUACUAUUAUACAUUCAUGAAACAUUUAGAACAUAAAGUUUAUAUCAGAUGCAAUAUAUUGUAUGCAGAGUUAUAUAUAUAUGUAUAUAUAUAUAUAUGUAUAUAUAUAUAUAUGUAUAUAUAUAUAUAUGUAUAUAUAUAUACAUAUAUAUAUAUAACUUCUUUCAUGUAUAGAUAUGUUUUGUAAUAAAAUUUAAUUAUCCGCAGAACAUUUCAAACUAUAUUAUAAUCUAUGUAUAUUAACGUUAAGGAGUUACGUUCAGAUAGCGUCUAUUUUUUAAGAGUACGUUGAAAUGAUGUUUAUAUAUAUUUUAAAUAAUUAAUCAGCGUUGAUGUAACAGAGGAUUCCAUACUUUUAUAACAUUAGUAUAGUUGUAUGUAUGUAUAGAUAUUUUGUAAAGGUUUAAUUUGUGUUGGCUUUUCCUUUUUGAAUGAUAUUUCUAUGUUUUAUGAGACCACAACGUCUAAGUGAUAUAAUGAUACUGUUAUAUAUUUUAAUCGUGUAAAAUAAAUGUCGGUUUUAUUAUUAGAUAA
Danaus plexippus (monarch butterfly) is the source of this 4571-nucleotide messenger RNA. RefSeq names its product lateral signaling target protein 2 homolog. Gene Ontology annotation, molecular function: metal ion binding. The coding region runs from base 168 to 3401 and encodes 1077 amino acids. Gene Ontology annotation, cellular component: early endosome membrane. The transcript has 14 exons. Lineage: Eukaryota; Metazoa; Arthropoda; Insecta; Lepidoptera; Nymphalidae. The record is from RefSeq and is a predicted model, not a curated record.